UUAACCUUUAUAAAUAUCACAUUAUCAAAUUUCAUUUUGUCCAAAAAAUGGCAAUCAAAAACAUCAUUUCCAUAACAUGUCUAUUCCUCCUCCUUCUUCCAUUAAUCUCUUGCACCAAAAACAAACAGAUUUAUCUAGUUGAGUUUAAAGAGAACACAAAUGAAGAUAAAACAUUGCAUGAAAUAGAGAAUACACAUCACUCUUAUUUGCAUUUGGUGAAAGAAACUGAGGAAGAAGCCAGAGCUUCACUUCUUUAUAGUUACAAACACACUUUCAAUGGCUUUGCAGCAUUGCUUACACCAAAUGAAGCCAAUAAUCUCUCAGGAAUGGAAGGAGUGGUCUCUGUGCAUAAGAGCCAGAGAAGGAUCUACUCAAUGCAUACAACAAGGUCUUGGAAGUUUGUGGGGUUAGAUGGACCAUUAGAUCCUUUUUUUGAUGAAAAAUCCAAUGAGACAAAUAGAGACAUUUUAGCCAAAGCAAAACAUGGAGAAGAUAUUAUAGUAGGAAUGGUUGAUAGUGGUGUGUGGCCAGACUCAAAGAGCUUCAGUGAUGAAGGGAUGGGUCCUGUUCCACAGAAAUGGAAAGGGGUGUGCCAAAGUGGAACUCAUUUUAGUUCAUCUAAAUGCAAUAGAAAGAUAAUUGGAGCUAGGUACUAUUUGCAAGGUUAUGAAAGUAUAUAUGGACCUCUAGAUGAAGAGGAGGAUUACAAAUCUGCUCGCGACAAAGACGGCCACGGAACACACACAUCUUCAAUAGUUGCAGGGCGAGCUGUUGCAAAUGCAUCUGCACUUGGAGGCUUCGCCAGUGGCACAGCUUCUGGCGGAGCCCCUUUAGCUCGCCUUGCAAUAUACAAAGCAUGUUGGCCAUUUAAAGGAAAAUCGAAAAGCGAUGGAAAUAUUUGUACAGAUAUUGAUUUGCUUAAAGCUAUAGAUGAUGCUAUUAAUGAUGGUGUUGAUGUUUUAAGUCUUUCCAUUGGGUUUCAUGAGCCAUUGACAUAUGAUGAAGAUGUUAUUGCCAAAGGUUCAUUACAAGCUAUAAAGAACAACAUUGUUGUUGUUUGUAGUGCUGGAAAUGCUGGUCCUUUUCCUCAUACUUUGUCAAACCCUGCUCCUUGGAUCAUCACUGUUGGUGCUAGUACUGUUGAUCGCACAUUUCUUGCUCCAGUUAAGCUCACCAAUGGUACAAUCAUUGAGGGUCGAUCAAUUACACCACUCCUCAUAGAAAAUAGUUUCCGUCCAUUAGUCUUUGCAAGUGAUGUUGAAAAUCCAAGUGUACCAAGUGCAAAUUCUAGUUAUUGCCUUGACAAUACCCUUGACCCAAGCAAGGUAAAGGGGAAGAUAGUGCUAUGCAUGAGAGGGCAAGGUACUAGAAUGAAAAAAGGGUUGGAAGUUCAAAGGGCUGGUGGUGUUGGUUUGAUCCUUGGGAACAAUAAAUUAUAUGGAAAUGACCUACCUUCUGAUCCUCAUUUCAUUUCAGCCACUGGAGUGAACUAUGACAAUACCUUGAAACUUAUUCAAUAUAUUCAUUCUUCCCCUAAUCCAAUGGCACAACUUUUACCUGGAACAACAGUGUUAGAUUCCAAACCAGCACCCUCUAUGGCUGUCUUCACUAGCAGAGGUCCUAAUAUAAUUGACCCUAAUAUUCUAAAGCCUGACAUAACAGCUCCUGGAGUAGACAUAUUGGCAGCAUGGACAGCUAAAGAUGGUCCUACAAGAAUGACAUUCAAUGAUAAACGAGUUGUUAAGUACAAUAUCUUUUCAGGAACUUCAAUGGCUUGCCCUCAUGUUUCUGCAGCUGCUGUUCUUCUCAAAGCCAUGUACCCUACUUGGAGUCCUGCUGCUAUAAGAUCUGCCAUCAUGACUUCAGCAAGGGCAAAUGACAACACAGGAAAACCAAUUACUGAUGAAACAGGAAAACCAACAACACCUUUUGCAAUGGGUUCUGGCCAUUUCCACCCCAAAAGAGCAACAAAUCCUGGACUUGUUUAUGAUGCUUCCUACACGGACUAUCUUCUUUACCUUUGUAAUCUCAAAACAACUCAAAACUUAAACCUUUCAUAUAACUGUCCAAAUCCACUUCCUGAACCAUUUGAUCUCAACUAUCCAUCAAUACAAAUUCAUAAACUCAAUUACACUAAAACUAUACAAAGAACAGUGACCAAUGUUGGUAGGAACGAAAGUGUUUACAAGUUUAUUGCUAAGCCACCUAAGGAAUUCAACAUUAUAGCUUUUCCAAGCAAAUUGAAAUUUACACAUUUGGGGCAGAAAAGGGAAUUUACCAUCACAGUGACAGAAAAUAAAGAUCAUAUACGAACCAAAAGUGAUUCUGAGAAGUACUAUUUUGGAUGGUAUACUUGGACUGACAGACGUCAUGUUGUAAAAAGUCCAGUGGCAGUGUCUUUUCAAUAGAAAAAUAUUGUCACAUUAUUCUUGUACUCAAUUUCUUAUCUUAAUAAAUUUAUUUAUUACUCUA
Messenger RNA from Cicer arietinum (chickpea), 2472 nucleotides. RefSeq names its product subtilisin-like protease SBT5.6. Gene Ontology annotation, biological process: proteolysis. NCBI's taxonomy places the organism in Eukaryota, Viridiplantae, Streptophyta, Magnoliopsida, Fabales, Fabaceae. Gene Ontology annotation, molecular function: serine-type endopeptidase activity. The record is from RefSeq and is a predicted model, not a curated record.